Molecule: messenger RNA, 830 nt
Organism: Melozone crissalis (California towhee)
Lineage: Eukaryota; Metazoa; Chordata; Aves; Passeriformes; Passerellidae
Gene: YJEFN3
Product: YjeF N-terminal domain containing 3
Exons: 6
Coding region: 77-814 (245 amino acids)
Cellular component (GO): mitochondrion
Molecular function (GO): NAD(P)HX epimerase activity
Source: RefSeq, a predicted model, not a curated record
UCCGCUCCAGCCGCGGACGGAGGCUCCGCUCCCGCCGGGGUUCGGCUCUGCCGCCGCUCCGGUGCCGCUCCCCGCCAUGAGCUCCGCGCCCAGCCCGUCCCGGGAGCCGCCCCGGUACCUCAGCCAGGCCGAGGCGGAGGCCAUGGAGAAGGAGCUGCUGGAGGAUUACCGCUUCGGGCGGCAGCAGCUGCUCGAGAUCUGGGGACACGCCUGUGCCGUGGCUGUCACCAAGGUGUUCCCGCUGCGCUCUCUGCGGCGCAGGCAGCCCACGCUGUUGGUGGCGUGCGGGCCGGCGCAGAACGGGGCCGUGGGCUUGGUGUGCGCCCGCCACCUGCGCAGCUUCGAUUACGAGCCCACCAUCUUCUACCCCAAGCGCUCCCCGGACCCGCUGCACCGCGACUUCACCACGCAGUGCGAGAAGAUGGAUAUCCCCUUCCUGUCCUACCUGCCCACCGAGGUGCAGCUCAUCAACGACGCCUACAACGCCGUGGUGGACGCGGUGCUGGGAGCCGAGGGGACGCAGGGGACAGAGGGGACAGAGCCGUGCGCGGCCAUCCUGGCCACCCUCAGGCACGUCCGCAUCCCCAUCGUCAGCCUGGAUGUCCCCUCAGGCUGGCUGCCCGGCCCGGUGGGUGGCAGCGGUGACAUCAGCCCGGACGUGCUGGUGUCGCUGGCGGCCCCCAAGGAGGUGGCGCGGCGCUUCCGGGGACGGCGACAUUUCCUGGCCGGACGCUUCGUGCCCGAGGAGCUGCGCAGGAAAUUCGGGCUCAGCCCCCCCGAGUACCCGGGCAGCGACUGCGUGGUGGCCCUGUGACCCCAAGGAAGCCCCU